This is a messenger RNA of Poecilia reticulata (guppy), 6658 nucleotides long. RefSeq names its product HIVEP zinc finger 3a (gene hivep3a). Gene Ontology annotation, biological process: regulation of transcription by RNA polymerase II. Lineage: Eukaryota; Metazoa; Chordata; Actinopteri; Cyprinodontiformes; Poeciliidae. Gene Ontology annotation, molecular function: DNA-binding transcription factor activity, RNA polymerase II-specific; RNA polymerase II cis-regulatory region sequence-specific DNA binding. Gene Ontology annotation, cellular component: nucleus. The record is from RefSeq and is a predicted model, not a curated record.
AUUUAACAGUUUCUUUGGCAAAAUUGUUGCAUCAACUUUCAAAGACGGUACCCCUGCCCUGGUGAUACAUUACCUGCAUUAGUAGUGAAGCAAGGAAUAAUCAACAAAGAUGGGUUUUAUUUUUUGUUUUGUUUUGGCUUGGAAGACUUUGAAUAUUUAACAAAAGUAGACAUUUACUUAGUUUUUAAGUUCUUAAACGUUAAGAUUUGCCUCCGGGGUUUUACUUUGAAAUUCCUUUGAAGCACGUCCGGCCUUGUCCCAGUUCACAUCGCGCGGCUUGACGGAUCCUGAGAAGCCGUGGAAGCACCGCAGAGAAGUGAACUUCAGCAUCCAGCAGAUCAUAAUGUUCAGAAGACAGGAAUCAUACAUUCAAAUGAGUCUGAAAACUGGAUAAAUGCUCCAUGUUACCUUUACUGGAUCAGCACUGCAUAGGAAUUCCUUCCCCAAACAACUGGAUUAUUUGAUGUCACUGCUCUGUAGUUGAUAUUGUUUGCUAUGAAGCAAUCAAGAUUGAGUCAAUAAAGCAAGAAUCAUGAAGCCUGCCACUUACAUCAGGUAGGCAAGUUGACCAAACCACCUUAUGUGAAACCCAGUUAAAGAUUUGCCUUUGAUUCUGUGGCCUGGUUGAGGCAGACGCAAAUCAAGUGUCUACCUGGGGAUUUCCUUCUUGUUUAUGGAGGCCUUGCAUUGUCAGAAAACAACUGGGGAGCAGACUGGAGGUCAAGAACAACAUCAAUCAAAAUCUCUUCAGCAAGGUCUGCGGUGCAAGUCUCCAUUCCAGACAUCUCAACAACAACCAACUGCUUGCCCAAAGUCUCAAUGUACAGCACAGGUGCCCAAGCUGUCCAGAAGACAUAACCCUGAACGUAAACGUCUUAGGCACCAGCGUCAGAGCAUUGCCUCUGAUACAGAGCUGGAACACAAACAAGAGGCAGCAACAGAAGAAGCUACAGUUUCCUGUUCGUCUCUAGGAGGCUUACCUUGUACUCAAGACGCUACUAUCCAGUCUGCAUCAGAAACCCAAGAGGACAAUCCCAAACAGAAACGUGAACGCAAACCUCAGAAACCAGGCAAAUAUGUUUGCACUUACUGUGGCCGUGCAUGUGCAAAGCCCAGUGUUCUACAGAAACAUAUUCGCUCCCAUACAGGCGAAAGACCUUAUCCUUGUGCCCCUUGUGGGUUCUCUUUUAAGACAAAGAGCAACCUGUACAAACACCGCAAAUCACAUACCCACAAGGUAAAGGCAGGCUUGGCAAUUGGGGAGCCAAAAUCUUUAGAAGAGCAGGUCACUGAAUCAGAGGAUGAAACACGACAUCUAUCCUCUGCUUCAGCCCUUACAAGUAGACAAAACAGCGUGGCCUCGGUUAAGAAUCCUGAAGUUGAUGUGGCAAAGGACAGAACUGGACUCAGCAAUGACUCCUUUGCAGUGAAAAAGAGACUGGCCCUUCGUCUAAGUAGAGGGAAACAUUGCUCUCAGGACUCUUCUGAUGAAAAGACCUCCUCUCUCAUUUUAGGUAGCAGAGGCAGUACAGAAUCUGGCUACUUCUCCCGUUCUGAAAGUACAGAGCAACCACAAGACAGUCCCACGAACACAAGUGCCAAAAGCUAUGCGGAGAUCAUCCUUGGUAAAUAUGGACGCCUUGGACAACUACAGAGAAUGUCCCGUCAUCAUGACCAGAAUCUCCCUGGUCAUGAGGAAAAAAACAUCUCAUUCAGUGUCCCCAAAAAGCAAGUCAUUGAUCAUAUCACAAAACUCAUCACUAUCAACGAGGCAGUGGUGGAUACCAGUAAAAUCGACAGUGUAAAACCAAGGAGAUUUUCACUGACUAGAAAGAAUAGUUCAGAGGCCCAAAAGAGUCCUAGCAUCAAAGAACCCAUUAUUCAUAUCCCUAAAUCUGGAAAUCUUGGGUAUAAAACAACAGGCUCCAUCAGUAUGGGAGUUCCCUGCGAAAAAUUUCAUCAUGCAUCCCUAAAAGUGGAGCAGCCUUCUUGCCAAAUAUCUUCUGCCUCCAUGGUUAGAAGUCUUUCAAUGCCAUCUGCAUCAAGUUCAUUAGACACUUCAAGUACUGUUCCCUGUAAAUUUCGUCAAACUCAGUCCUUUGAUGAAAAACCUUCUGAAACUCAAACGCCGCGCCGUUUUGGAACACUAAGAAGGCAACCAGCCAUCGAAAUCCCUAUAGGUUCUGAGCCUACGAAACAAGAACAAGAGAUAUCGCAUACAUUUUCCUGCAACAGUGUAACCACAGUAUCUGGUCAGAGGCAACGUCAACCACAGCCAUAUGAAUGUGAGGCCUGUGGCACUGGUUGCAAGGAUUGGGAAGGAUAUAAGAAACACAAGCAAAACCUAUGCCAUGCACAUUAUCCGCAAAAUGAAAUGGUAAUGAGUCCAAUGGAGAGCUCACAGCUAAGUAACCAUGUAGUCAGAGCCGGAGUCUCAACAAUGCGUAAGAGAAGAAAAGAGGAUAGUUUUGAUUCUGAUGACCUCUCAUUGUCCCCUUCGGCUCUUUCAUCAGGACGGUGCAAAGAUGAGGUUAUUGUAGCUGUUGAGGGCCCUAGACGGCCAGCACUGCAGACCUGCUCUGUUAUUCAGCACACUAGUUUAUUUGAAAAACAAGAAUCUUCAUGUCAUGAAUAUCAAAGCCUGAAAAUAACAAACAGCUCUCCACCUCAUAAAGAAAAUUGUCCUAUCUCUAAAACCCAACCCCAACAUCAAUCAGUUAAACCUACCAGCCGAAAGCUGGUCCGUCAAAAUAAUGUGCAGGUUCCAGAAAUACUUGUAACAGAAGACUUAAAUAUUUGCCCAGAUAACUCAAAAGAACCAAACUUGGCAGAGAAAAAAUUGGAGAAGCUUGAUGAUUUUCAUUGGCCACAGAGGAGCCCCUCGUUAGCACAGCUUCCCAUUGAAAAGCUUCCCCCAAAGAAGAAGCGCUUGCGUUUAGCUGAGGCUGCCCAGUCCUCAGGUGACUCUAGCUUUGAUUCCAUGUCUCUGCCCCGUAGCCCCAGUCAGGACAGCAGUGCAUCAUACGCGUCCAGCCGCUCUACAUCUUUUGAGGAACCAAGCAGACCAGACAUGGAGGUAAUGACAUCAACAGCGCUGAGGAGAUCAAGAGCCCCUCACAUGUUGACUGUGCCUGGGGUUCAUCAUCAAAGAGAGAUGAGGCGCUCAGCAUCUGAGCAAGCCCCUCAUGACCCACAACCUGGUGUUGAAAUGGCCGAGACCCGCAGUAAAUCAUUUGACUAUAGUAGUCUUUCGCCUGAACGCUCUGCAGUUGGAUGGAAAGAGAGACGAAGAUGUCUCCUCAUGAGACAUGCAGUAAUCCGAGAUCAAGAUGAUGAGGAAGGGCAUGCUACUGUCCUGAGCCAUAGUCCAGAACAUGUAAGCUCUGACAGAUGUUCUCAAGGAAGUCAGACUACUGUUUAUGGCAGCAGGUCCUCCUCUCCCCCAUUAUCAAGUGUCAGAGUCUUGGGUAUUCCAGAGGGAUCGCAGUGCAAAGAGAUUCUCACCAAGUGGAAACUCAGUCAAAAUAUUCACUUAAAAGGAAGCACAGAACUGUCAAAAAGCUACGAACCUUCAGUAGAUGUGAUAAAGGAGGCUUCUUACAUCCAUCCAGAGCAGGUUCCUCCUCGAGUACCGCAGACUAAUCCUUCAUAUGGACCCUUGGGGGCAGCCCGAGCCCACUAUCUUCCUGUGUCUACUGGGCUGAAACUAGAGAUUCCUCCACAACAUCAAACAUACACCGAGGGGCCUACCAGUAACUCCCACAUUCACCAACGUACCCCUCAUAUCACAUACAAUUUAGAAGAACUGAGGCCAUUUACAUCUCCAGCAGUAGCUGUUCGUCUCCAGACAGACACUCUCACCCCAGCAUGUGCCAUAUACACUACUCUAUCUCAGUCCAUCUCCCAGAGGCCACACAAUGCAUUCAACGGCAUCUCACCUAAAGUAUGUCUUUCAACAGCCGAACUCAGAAACCACCCAAAUACAAGUUUAGACUUGCAAUCAUGGUCUGAGGAUGGCCCAAGGUGUCCAGGAUCCAGUAGCAACAAGCGUAUGCUUUCCCCUUCAAACAGUAUAGAGCUCAUCCCUGAGUCACAACAGCAGCAGAAAAGAAUAAAAGAAGAAGAGGAGAAGGAGGUUGGAUGUGCCAACAUAUCAGCACUUAAUACACCGAGUCAAGAACUCAAACAGGAAACUCUGUCAUGCUUACCAGAUGUUUCUUCUCCAGCCUCAUGUGCUGAACCCUCUUACCCCAGCCUGCUCUCAAGCACUUGCAACAGCUGGUGCUAUUUGAACUACAUAAAGCCAAAUCCAUCGACUCUGGAUGAACAGGAGCCCUCGGUGUAUUCAUCGUGGUCUACCAGUGGCUAUGACCCCAACCCACCUGGGCUCUGUAGCAAGACUGUACUCUCGCUACUGCACUGUAAGCAGAGGCUCACUUCCUCCAUUUAUACUACAUCAUCCAUGACUGUCAGGAUAACCGAAUCCCUGGAGGAUGAGGACUGCAAACGUCUCUGCUCUACUGAGGUCUACAGCACUCCCCUCUACUGCAUAGACCAUGAGCGGAUGGUAAAGGUUCAGCUGCCGACAGAUGACAUUGCGAAUAGAAAAGCCAACGAGCAGAAAGAGAAGAAAAGACGAAAGCAGGAAGUCAGUUUAUGCUUCAGGAACAAACAGCCACUUGAAGUCCGGAUAUCUGAAAGAAGAUCCCAGGCCCAGCCAGGAGUGGUGUGUGGUGAGUGUGACAGGAAGUGCCCGGGUGAGUUCGGGAAUCCCACCGCACUCCCAGAAGAAUCCCAGACGUCUGUGUGCGAGGUGUGCAGCGGCUCGCUAGACGCUCCAGUGGGACUUUGUGAACACCUGACUCCUGGAGCAGAGGGCAGAGGUCACCAGGACGACACACCUGGAGAAUCGAAGGACCAAGCAGCCGAUCCAGACCAACUCAAGGAGUCUGACCGCCAAGACGCUGCUCACGAGGAUGAUGACGGCACACAUGAUGAAGGCAGCGGGUCCACAGUACCUGUUGGUUCACACACUAGUGGGGAAAAAUCUGGAGUGGAGGGCCGGCUGGUGGGGAACACGUGCAGCUCGCCCCCCCCACCUCCCACCAUGAGGAGCUCCGCCAGCACCAGGAGGGCCCUGUUCGCCCGCAGGCGCCUCGGUGCUUCGUCCUCUGGGGCCUCCCACUCUCCACACACCCAGUCUCCAGGUCCAGAAAGGGAGCCGUCUCCACCUCGCAGCGCAUCGCCCGGCCCACACCCGUCUCCUGCGCCAACCUCGUCCCUGUCUCCGUCCUCUCGUCCCGUCUCCUCAGUUCUGAAGACAGCAGCAUCUCCAGUCAGGGGCCCAGACGAGGGGUCCCACUCCGCCGGGUUUCCUGGCUCCCCAGCUGGUGGAUCUGCUCCGUGUCAAACCUGCCUUCCACCGAAGGAGCUACGGCCUGCUGCAGCUCUGUCGGGUGAGGAGAGCAGUCUGGUCCCCAUCAUCAGCCCUCAUCCCGCCCGACCUCGAGGAACCAACCGACUCCUGAGCCACCUCCCGCUUCACUCCCAGCAGCCCGGCAGAACGCCCAGCCUCCUGAUCCCCAUCGGGGGGAUCCACAUGGUCCAGCCCAGGUCCACCCUCCCGCUCUACCGCCUGGUGGCCAGCCCAGCGGCCUCCCGCAUCCCGACCGGAAAGAUGGCUGCCCCACCGUACCAGGAUGCCCACAAAGAGACAGUGGCCAGCAGCGCUCCACAGCGCCCCCGAGCUGCAGAGCAAACACCCGCAGGAGACAAAGACCUCCCCGUCCAGCAGCCCUCCACUUCCAGAAGCGGCACGCAUGUUUACACUGAAGGUCAGAACUCCUCUCAGAAGCAUCUCUGAUAGGAGGAAGAUUCUAUAUAUAUAUAUAUAUAUAUAUAUAUAAAGGGACAGUGCAAAAAGAAGAAGAAAAGAAAAGAAACAGAGUCCAUGUGAGGGUGAAAUAUUCCAAAGCUCAACAAGAUGAAAGCACUUGAGCACCGCUUCUGAAUGACGCUGUUAUGUAAUUAUCUGAAUAAUAUAUCUAAAUAUAUAAAUAAGCACUAUGUUAGAUAUGCAGUACGUUUUGUAAAUCUUUUUUACCCUUUCGUUUGACGUCAUCCGUGUUAAUUUAUUUAUGUGCUAUUAUGCAAAUUCUGUACGUUAUGCAACAGCAGCUGGAAUGAAUUGAGUUUUCCUGUUAGCCCCAUUGAGACAGCUCUAAUUCAACUAUUGCUAUGUUAUUGUACUGUAUUAUCAGAACAGAUAUUUAUUCACUCAGACCAGUAUUUAAAGUGCAAUUUGAUGUCAGGAUUGUGGUUUGAAGCGUCAUUCUUAAAGCUGUGACUUUUCUGAUUUGUCAGAUUUUUUGUUUUGUUGUUGGUGUUGUGGAGUGAGAAGCAGAGCUGGGAUCAGCCUUUCCUGUAGGAAACCAGCUUCAGCCCCAAGUGUAGGAAGAGCACUGAGAGAUGAUCUGAUGGAGAUGUUUCAUGUACUCAGUGACUCUGGUACUGUUGGCUUUCAAUUGUCAUAAACGGAUGUGUGUGUUUUUUUUUUUUGUUUGUUUUUUUGCCUUUUCUAAACGAUACAAUCACUCAUUUUCAUGUUUACCAUUAAACGUCUCAUUUUUACAGAUUUAUAUUAAAACUGUGACACAUG